Messenger RNA from Arabis nemorensis, 615 nucleotides. The record is from the annotation of a GenBank genome assembly. Lineage: Eukaryota; Viridiplantae; Streptophyta; Magnoliopsida; Brassicales; Brassicaceae.
AUGAUCAGAGACUACACCAUUAGAAACUUUAAGCUAAAUCUCAACACAGGAAUCACUCAGAAGAUCCAUCUCCCUUUGAAUUUCUCCGGUAUCGAAAUCGAUACGGUCAAGUUAAGAUGCGGGAGUUUGAGAAGAUACGGUGCAAGAAUCGGAGAGUUUCACAUCGGUUCAGGCGUGACGGUUGAGCCAUGCCCGGAGAGAGUUAUGCUGGUUAGACAAAACCUCGGUUCGAAUUGGUCUUCAAUCUACUCGACCGGUUAUAACUUAACCGGUUACAAUUACCAGCUCGUUUCACCGGUUCUCGGUUUAUUAGCUUACAACGCUAACCCUGACGGUGUAGCCACGAACCCUUACGAGGUUAACGUUGUGGGUACCGAUCAAAACCCGAUAUUGAUCGAUUUCUUCAGCAGCAAGGCAAAUAGUACCCCAAACCCUAAGAAAAACUCAUCACUGUUGUGUGCGUGUUUCGCAAGUAACGGUAACACAACGUUUAGUGAGCAAGUUUCGGCUUAUGUGUGUAAAGGAACAAGACAAGGGCAUUACGCUCUCGUGACGACAGAAUUAGCUCCAAAAAAUGAUGACGGUGGAAUGGGCUCCUACUGCUUCUGCAACUAG